AGUGCCUUUCUCUAUAAGAAUGGGUGUGUUAGAGAGCUAGUGCCAUAGUGUACCAUUCUCUUGAUAGCAUUUGGUAAGACUUUCCCUCUCUCCUUACCAAUGGAGAAGUUUAAUCUUGCUAGAGUCUUAUUGUUGCUUCUCCAACUUGGAACUUUGUUCAUUGCCCAUGCAUGUCCUUAUUGCCCUUAUCCUCCUUCCACCCCAAAACACCCAAAAUUACCUCCUAAGGUAAAACCACCUUCUAAACAACCUCCACAUGCAAAGCCACCUUCCACCCCUAAAAACCCUCCAUAUGUAAAACCACCUUCUACCCCCAAACAUCCUCCACAUGUGAUACCACCUUCUACCCCUACACACCCUAAAGAACCUCCACAUGUGAAACCACCUUCUACCCCUAAGCACCCUAAAUACCCUCCACAUGUGAAACCACCUUCUACCCCUAAGCACCCUAAAUACCCUCCACCUGUGAAACCACCUUCUACCCCUAAAUACCCCCCACAAAAACCAUGCCCUCCUCCACCUCAUCAUGCCCCUAAGCCACCAGUUGUAACACCUCCAUAUGUCCCAAGACCUCCUAUAGUGCAUCCUCCUCCCACUGUCUCUCCACCUUCCACCCCUAAACCACCAACAUCACCACCAGUCACUCCAAAACCACCAUCACCAACACCACCUAUUGUCCAUCCACCAGUCACUCCCAAACCACCAUCACCAACACCCCCUAUUGUUUAUCCUCCAAAACCACCAACACCAACACCACCUAUUGUGUCACCUCCAGUCACUCCAACACCACCUAUUGUCUCUCCACCUUUUGUCCCCAGUCCUCCCGUGGUAACACCGCCACCCUACGUGCCAAGUCCUCCUGUUGUUACUCCACCCAUAGUUCCAACACCCCCUACACCAUACCCGUCGCCACCACCAACAAUAGUACCAUCACCACCUGCACAACCAACUUGUCCCAUUGAUGCUCUCAAGCUAGGUGCUUGUGUGGACGUAUUAGGAGGACUAAUCCACAUUGGAAUCGGUGGCAGUGCUAAGCAAACAUGUUGUCCACUUCUUCAGGGACUUGUAGACUUGGAUGCAGCCAUUUGUCUUUGCACAACCAUUAAGCUCAAGCUCUUAAACAUAAACAUCAUUCUUCCCAUUGCCCUUCAAGUUCUUGUUGAUGACUGUGGCAAGUAUCCACCCAAAGACUUCAAGUGUCCAUCAUCCUAAAUCAAGGACAUGAAACAGGAUAUUAGAUUGAUUCUGCCGUAUUGUCAUAGUUGAAGGCACAUUAAGAUUGUGAAAGUGCAAUUUCCAUUUGUCAUGGCAAUAAAUUGAGAAAAAAAGGAGAGAUAAUUAAGCUUUAAUUUGACGUGUAUACUUAGUUUUCCAGUAACGUACUGAAUGUUGUAUUCUCAUUACUGUUUCAGGGAAAUACUUUUAAUUAAUGGUGCUUUAUAUAGUGAAGUACUGUUGAUUUCAAUUGGGAAUAUUUAUCAAGCAUGAACAUGAAUGAAUAAGGAAAGAGUCACUUA
Molecule: messenger RNA, 1517 nt
Organism: Solanum dulcamara
Lineage: Eukaryota; Viridiplantae; Streptophyta; Magnoliopsida; Solanales; Solanaceae
Product: 36.4 kDa proline-rich protein-like
Exons: 2
Coding region: 100-1212 (370 amino acids)
Source: RefSeq, a predicted model, not a curated record